AUGGAUAUUUGUAAUAAUAACAAUAACAAUAAUAAUAGUAAUAAUAAUGAUAGUUUAAAUGGAUUAAAGUUGUUAGAGGAUAACAGUAACAGAUUAUUAACGAUUAUACUAAACUCACAAGUUGGGGUUUCCGAAAUAACUCUAAAGAGAAAAGUAACAGAAUUAUCAGAAAGAACUGAAAAGUUAAAAAAAUUACAACUUGAAAGAAGCAAUUUAAUAAACCAAAUUCAAAUUGAAUCAAAUAGGUUAAAAUAUUUAGAAUCAUUGGAGUCAAAUAGAUUAAUUGGUGAUAGUGAAGACAAAAAGAAACAAAAGGAAGAAACAAAUGAAAAAAAAGAAGAGCAAGAUAUUGAAAAUGAACUUUUAGAAUCAAUUUGCAAUCUUAAAGAAAAGUUAUUUAGUUUAUCAACAUCAAGAACUGAACAACAAAGCCUAUUUAACAGGAUUUAUCAAAGCAAAUUAAUCGAGCAUUUAUUAUCAAGCACGACUGAAUCGAAUAAUAGUAGUAAAAUAUUAAAAUUAUCAAAAAUUAGGGAUGAAGGAGUUGAAAUAUGUUUGAAAUUAAUAAGCCAAAUAGAGUUAAACAAUGAUGAAAUUCUAAAGAUUAGAAAGAAAAGAAUUGAGGAAAUGAAAUUAAAUAGAGAAACCUACAAUAACCUAAAGAUGAAACUAGAGGAGUCUAAAUCUAAAACCGAAAGAGAACAAAAAAACUAUAGCGUUUUAAAGGAUAAAACAAGUUUAUUGGGUUUCAUCAUUCAAAAUUUAGUCUAUGAGUCUGGUAUAGAUUGGGUCAAAGAUGAUGAAAUAACAUAUUUUUUCGAUACAAUUGAUAAUUUCGGUGAUGAUAUCGAAUUGGACGAAAAUGAAAACGAAAAUCAAAAUGAUCAAGAUAAUAACAAUACUACCCCAAGGACAACAACCUCUUAA
Messenger RNA from Dictyostelium purpureum, 927 nucleotides. RefSeq lists its product as uncharacterized. Bases 1 to 927 code for a protein of 308 amino acids. The transcript is spliced from 2 exons. Gene Ontology annotation, cellular component: kinetochore. Gene Ontology annotation, biological process: kinetochore assembly. The record is from RefSeq and is a predicted model, not a curated record. Lineage: Eukaryota; Evosea; Eumycetozoa; Dictyosteliales; Dictyosteliaceae.